Symbiodinium pilosum is the source of this 387-nucleotide messenger RNA. The record is from the annotation of a GenBank genome assembly. Lineage: Eukaryota; Dinophyceae; Suessiales; Symbiodiniaceae.
AUGACCUCUAGGUUGCGCGGAUCUCAGCUCAUCACUUGCGCGACCAAGUGCAAGGAGGACAAAGAAUGCUGGGAAAAAUGCUCAGUCUUUUGGAAGGGCCUGCGAAAGGACUGCACCGAAAUGGUCGAGAUCAUGGGCUGCCAUAAGCAGUGCCACCAUGACAACGCCUGCCAUCGCGACUGUCCUCGUCCCAAAAUGCUAUGGCUGAAAGAGAAAGUGGAGGCAUCUAUGGCUUGCCACCAUGAGUGUGGCGCUAACCGCGACUGCCACCACAAGUGCCAAUGCCCCUUUGCCGAGAUGAAGGAGAAGUGUGAAACGCUGGGCGCGGAAGUGGGGAGCCGGAAGGUAAAGAAUGUCGACUCCAAGCCGAUGGCGGUCACAGUGUAA